GGGUGUGAAAGCAGUGCCCUGAAGGGCCAGAAUCCACUGCAUAUUACAAUUCUCUUUGUUUUUAUCCACAUCCAGAGAGCUUUCUGCCAAUUUUGCACUUACAGACUGGUUUUAGAAAAGACCACAUGUGAACAUAUGCUGCACAAUUUUAUUGUUGAAUCUUGAGAAAAAAAGGCGUAUGCAAGUCCUUAUCACUGUGUUUCAGUAUUUAAAGGGUGGUUGCAAAGAAGAUGGAGGAUCCCUUUUUACAAGGAGUCUAUGGAAAAAAUGAGCAGCAAUGGGUACAAUUUACUCCUUGGGAAAUUCUGAUUGUGCACAAGGGGAUAACUUUUCACAGCAAGAACAAUCUGCUAUUGGAAUAGUCUCCCCAGGGGAUCAGUGUGUUUGCCAGCAUUGGGGGACACUUAAGAUUUGGCUGCAGAGGGUGCUGAGCUUCUUUUAGACCAUGCUUUUGCCUUGAAAGGUUGGUUGGACCAGAUGAUCCUCGAGGUCCUUCCAACUUGGUAUUCCACGAUUGUUAAAACCUGUCUCACACAUCCACAAGCUGCAUAAAUCUUGUGGAGGCUCCCGGUGCCAGCCAGCUCUGUGGGUUAACAAUGGGAGAGAUAUUUAUCACCGAGGUAUCUUGCAAAACAUUUUGGACCCUUUGCAAUCCCAUGCAGCCUAAGUGAGCGGAACUCCUUGUGUUAUUUUAUUUCUCAUGCAUCUUCCUUUCUGUUAAAAGAUGGAAAACUGAAGUAUCUUGUCCCCAGAGGAAGAAAUAUGCCUCUCAGUGACCAACUGACCAGAGAGUCCCUUCCACAUGCUGUGCUGAACUUCAUCCCCAGCAAUGCUUGUGACAUGGAGGUGUCGUGGGGAUUAUUGCUGGGGAAACCGCAUCUCCCACAGAUGCAUUAAAAAUUCCCCUGUGGCCCCAGGGAAGCAGGAGUAAAUCCCAUUUUUGUCUCAGAUAAAGGUGGCUAGAGAUCAGUUCUGCCUUACUGCUGUGAGGUGAGCUCUGCACACCUCUGAGCAGCGUCUUAGGAGCAAAACCCAACCAAUAAAGAGGGGAGAUAAACACUGGCUUUGCUGGGACUCUGCUGGCUGUCAUCAGCCGCUCUUGCACAAGCUAGUCUGGGAGUUGUCACAGCAGCACAUUUUUGCCUCUGGCAUGUAAAGUGCAAGGGGUGCUGUCUUGUUAAACAGUUUUCUGUUCUUUUAGGGGAUUUUUGUACCUCCUCAGCCACAGAGGACUGACUUUGCUUCACUUAAAAAAGUUCAAAUGUCGUAAAUACUUUGAUGUAAAGAAUUUUAUGGAUUUUUGCCUCAGGAAUGGCAUUUUGACUCGUAUUUCAGUGAGACAUUAAAAAAGCAUGCUUGUGUGCAUUUUUUAAAAUUGCUGUUGUUAUCAUUUACACAAAAGGUAGUAAAAGCUGAUGAAAGAGUGAUUUGUUUUCUACUUUUUAACGUAAGACUGACAGAAAAAUCGCUGUCUUGUUGCUCAAGAGGCUUUCAAUCCCCACCCUUGAGCUGUGAUUCAGCAAAUUCUCAGCGUAACCCUGAUCUGAAACCCGGGUUCCUCCUUGUCCUGUCCAGGCGGGGGUGGAUUUCUCCUAGACAAGCCAAUGAACAGAAGCUCAUUUAUUUAUUUAUGUGGUGAGGAGGAAACUUGCUCCACAGUCUCUCCACCUCUUCCUGCAAAAUGUUAGCUCUCUUUCGCACCAAUCGCUUCGGGUCCUGAAUGAAAACAAGUGAGCAGCAGCGGAGCUGGGGUGUAGAAACUGCUGUGUUGAACAUCACUCCCUGACUCUGCUCCACACCUCAUCAAUAAUCGCUCUCACCUCACUUGAGCUACAGAGAGAAGCAAAAGCCGGCUGCCCACUUUUCUUCAGCAAACCUAAGGCGCUCUUUCGGAGAGGCAGGACUGAGCACUCUGUUCAUUUCUGACAUCAUCGAGGAAAUACGCUUGCUUGCUAUUUUUUUUUUUUGGCUGCUUUUCCCCUCCCUCCCCCCCCAGCUGCGGCAGUAUCUUGAUGGGGAAGCUGAUCUCCAAAGGCUGGCGGAAAAGAGAUGCUCGAGUUAUCAUGCUGGGGCUCGACUUUGCUGGCAAAUCCACCCUUCUGUACAAACUGAAGAGCGGCCAGGCUGUGGAGACCUGCCCCACGGUGGGAUUCAACGUGGAAUCUCUGCAAACACCCUGUGGCAUAUCUUUCACCCUCUGGGAUGUUGGCGGACAAGACAGCCUGCGGGCCAGCUGGCCCAACUACCUGGAGGACAUCAACACCCUCAUCUUCGUGUUUGACAGCACGGACAUGUCCCAGCUGGCCAAAGCAAUGGCAGCACUGGAGGAGGCCCUGAGCCACCCCGGCAUGGCUGGCAUCCCUGUGCUGCUCCUGGCCAACAAGCAGGACGUGCCAGGAGCGCUGGCUCCUGCCAAGCUGGGGGAGAUGCUGCGGCUGGGGGGGCUGGCAAAGCACCGCUGGAUGCUCCGGGGCUGCAGUGCCCACAGUGGCCAGGGCCUGCAAGAAGUCCUGGCCAUCCUGGGAAUGCUCCUGCGGGGCUCAAAGCAGAGCUCCUUAUCCCAGGAGCAGCCCAUCAUGGGGGUGGCAGAGAGGAGGUGAGCUCCAGAGCAAACCUGAACCUCAGUGGACCCUUCCCACUCACGGCUGCCAGCAGGUUUGUCACGGAGGAUUCCAGCCUCCAGGCACCCCCUACAAGGAGUAGAGCUGGAGCUGGCACACACUGUGAAAUACCCAGCUCCUCGCUGCCAAAAUCCACCAGGAGGAUCUCUGAGCAACACUCCCGUUGUGGAGCAGUUUUGGCUGUAUCUCUUGGACUCUCAUCUCUGGCUGCAGCUUGUCCCACUGUCACCGUGUUCCACUCAUCCACUGCUCGUGUGGGUCCAGAGGUUCAGCAAGGAUGUUUUUUAACACUUAUGGAUUAUAACAGAGAUGUGUGCAAGGGACAGAAGUUUUCUUCGUGCUUCAGCUGCCAGCCCAGAUGCACCUAUUCAGAUGGGAUGAUCCCCACAUGGGGGGAGCUUGGAUGUGCCCCUUGCUGCUUCUGUCUCAGCAUGAAUCACAUGUUCAUUGGCUGGGAAUGCAGGACGGCACUGAAAGGAAUGGCUGAUCAGGAGCAGUGUAAGCUCGGGAGUUCAAAUGGACAAGCAACUAAUUGGUUUUAGUGUGGCAUGUACAGGUAUAAUAAUCUAUAGGCUGUGGAAGCAAGCUGGGAUUUGAUGGUGUAGUGCAGUUCAAGGAUGUAUGUAUAUUAAUUUAUGCUUUUCUUGUAAUGGUUCUUUCUUUCUCCAUUCAUCAUUUUUAUCAAACAAUUAUUUCAUGAAAAUGGUCCUUCAUUUUCCUUGGAUUAUGUUUAAAUAUAAAGAAAUAAGAUCUGACUUCAAGCUGCUUGGAAAUACGUCUCUAUAGCCAGUCAACCUCUGAAUAUCCUCAUGGUGGUCUGCACAGCCAAGACAAAACCCUGUCUCUCAGACUUUUGAAAUUGCAUGAGACGACUCAUUCAUUGGUUGUUAACCAUGUGCACUUUUGGGCACAGGCAGGCUGGUGACCAAAGAUGUCUCCACUUUCAGCUGUGUCCAGGGCAAAUGAAAACCUGGCAGCUCUCGGCAGGACCAGGUCACAUGUGGCGGUGAUGGUCUUUGUCCAAUCCUGCUCAACCUGCCUUUGUAAAGACCUAUAAAAUGUGUGCCAAAAUUCUGUUAGCCAGAGCUAAAAUUAAAAUAUUUCAUAGUCCCUGCUUCAUUACUAAAUGAAUGUGGGAGGGAUAGGAUUCAA
Molecule: messenger RNA, 3773 nt
Organism: Cyanistes caeruleus (blue tit)
Lineage: Eukaryota; Metazoa; Chordata; Aves; Passeriformes; Paridae
Gene: ARL11
Product: ARF like GTPase 11
Molecular function (GO): GTPase activity; GTP binding
Source: RefSeq, a predicted model, not a curated record